AUGUGGGCCCAUCCUCCACUUCGCCUUGCGCAAGCUCAUAAACGAGCAGAAGAUUUGACUCGCUGCCCUCAUGAUUUCCAAGGAUCUGUGAAGAACGGGUCAAGUAUAAGUCCUUAUAUGGCCAGGUCGAGAGUGCCAUUGUCCUCGAUGGAUCAGAGAAGCGGCUCGCCAGCACUUGCUUAUGGAGGAGACCCACUCGACCAACCGGUAAGGCUGGAAGUUUAUACUAGUCAUAUUGCUUUACAUAAGGGAAGAGCCUUACAGCGUCUCAAAACGGCACCUGGAAAGCUGAUUCCGGAAGUCAACAUCCCUUUGGCGUUCCUUGUCCCGCUUGCAAGAUGGACUUAUAACAUUCUGGUUCCUCCUUUGCCAGGGUACGGCCGAGAUGAGAUUGCCAUGGGUGCCGAGCGCUGUUCAGUGUUCAGUAUCCGCCGUCUGGCUUUUUCCAAGAUGAAUCGAGAGCGUAGCUCCUCAAAGCCAGAGCGGAACCUCAUCACAGGAUCGCUCUACAACGUGUCACCGUACUGGCCAAUACAAAAAGCAUGCCAAGCACCGCAGACAACCUUAUUGCGCCUCCGGACGGGUCCCUUGCCCAUGUUGAGUAUGUCGAAGUUGCAAAGCGCACAGCAUCGCAACGAGAACGAGCGCGAGAACAUGUCGUUGCCCACAAAUUCACAUAUACGCAUCGCUGCUGGAUGUCGAAAAGAGCGAACGCGGCGAGAUUGUGAAUGUGGCUUGCAGAUGCUUUCACAGUCGCAUGAUCCGUCCCGAUCUCAAGUUGCUUCUCGAACUCCAGUUAAGAUCGGUAUGGUGACGGAGAUGAGAAUGCCCUAUGCAUUGGUACUGCAAGAGAAGCAGGAUACGGAAGCCCAACUAGGAAAUACGUGGGUCCAGACGAAGAAAGCAUUCUAUCUUCGAUAUUCAAACCACAUUGCCAUGAAGAUCCAAGACAAUAAACCACUCGGAAUAGCCGAAGGUGGGGCUCGAACCCACGACCUUGAGGUGUCCUUUUCUGGGUGUGAGAACCCAGAUAAGAGCCACACGCUCUACCGAUUGAGCUACCCCGGCAACGAGGCUGUUGUUGAGGGUGGAGAAUUCAGUAGCGUAUAUGACAGCUCAAAUACGGCCCGUAUUUGGGCUUCAAUUACGGCGUGGGGGCCGGAUUCAUCUCCACCUCAGUCGGCCUUGGCCCAGCAGGUAAUGGUUCCUGGUCAGCCAGCUUUUCAUCCUAGACAAGGAGUGAACAGCAAAGGAGAAGAAAGUUGUAGACAGGUUGAGAGCUGCAGAUUCGGCUUGAAGACUGAUGGGUUGUAG
Molecule: messenger RNA, 1314 nt
Organism: Pseudocercospora fijiensis CIRAD86
Lineage: Eukaryota; Fungi; Ascomycota; Dothideomycetes; Mycosphaerellales; Mycosphaerellaceae
Exons: 18
Coding region: 1-1314 (437 amino acids)
Source: RefSeq, a predicted model, not a curated record